Peronospora matthiolae is the source of this 1632-nucleotide messenger RNA. NCBI's taxonomy places the organism in Eukaryota, Oomycota, Peronosporomycetes, Peronosporales, Peronosporaceae. The record is from the annotation of a GenBank genome assembly.
AUGAAGCGUCUCUUCCCCUUCCUAUCGUUAAGCUUCGUCGCACUUGUACUGGCAAGCGCCCGCAAUGACGAUGCACUGGUGACGCAUCUGCCUGGUCUGCACGCCCCAGCGCUCCCGUUCAAGCACUACAGCGGCCAUUUGGAGUUACAACAAGGCGAGCAGGAGCGACUGUUUUACUGGUACGCCGAGAGUCAGAACGAGCCAGCAGACGAUCCGAUUGUGCUGUGGCUCAAUGGCGGUCCCGGCUGCUCGUCCUUGGGUGGUUUCUUCACUGAGAACGGACCAUUUGUCGUCCAGUAUGAUCUGUCUGUUAAACUGAACCGGUACUCGUGGAACCGAAAGGUGAACAUGGUGUGGCUCGAGUCUCCUGCUGGCGUGGGCUUCAGUGGGGACGUUGAGGACCGAAGUUACUACAACGACACUGUGGUUGCAGCCAGAACGCGUGAGUUCCUCAGUCUCUUCUUCAGCAAGUUCAACGAGCUCGAGAACCGUGAGUUCUACAUUGCGGGCGAGAGCUACGCAGGUAUGUACAUCCCGUACCUUGUGGAUCUGUUGGUGGAGGAACCACUGGAAGGCGUGAACCUCAAGGGCUUUGCAAUCGGUAACCCGUUCACGGACAACCUUAUUGACGGCAACGCCUACGUCGAUUACUGCUACUCGCAUGCACUCGUGUCGCUCGAAGCUUAUGAGGAGAUCAAAGUACACUGUGGAGCGUAUAUCGGCUGUCUCUUUGACGAAACGCCCUGUCCAACCAAGUGUGAAGAGCUCCUGAAGAAGGCUGAAGCGGGAGCUGACGCAGAUGCGUUGAAUCCGUACUAUAUCUACGGUGACAAGUGUUUGCUGGAUAACACGCAGGCAAAGGCUCUGCGUAAGCGGGCCAAGCCGUUUAUGCAAGCGUCGCCCACACACCGCGGCGACAUUGGAGCUUGUGCAGAUUCACUUACUCGCGUGUACCUGAACCAACCGAAAGUGCAAGAAGCCAUCCAUGCAACGCAGCCAGGUGGCCAGCAUGUUGCGUGGACGGACUGCAGUGAUCCGGUUGGCGAGCUUUACCAGUCCAGCCCUUCGUCGCUGCCCAAGUACCGCAACAUUCUGGACCGCGAUCUCAAGGCGCUCGUCUACAGUGGCGACGCAGAUUCGGUCGUCAACUUUAUCGGCACAGAGCGCUGGAUUGGCGGUCAAGGACUCAAGUUGCGCAUUAAGACAAAGUGGCACGCUUGGUUUGGACCGGACAAGCAGUUGGCUGGCUAUGAGCAGCACUACGAGGGUCUCACGUUCAAGACCGUCAAGGGUGCUGGUCACAUGGUGCCAGCCGUCCGGCCGCUGCACGGUCUCCAUCUCUUUGAGUGUUUUGUGUUUGGCCAGAGCGCCUGCACUGAGUUUGUGUAUCCCGUUGACGACGAAGAGGUCGGCACUGGACUGACCGUGAUGCAGCAGCACGUUGACAUGACAGGUCCUCUCACUGGCGUCACUGGCGUCAACGACGAGUCUGGAUCAUCGUCGCUAAAAUGGCUAGCACUGCCUGGUGCAUGUGGGUUGGUCGUGGUACUAGUUGCUGUUGCCAUUCGAACUGCCAAGACACGCGGCAGCUUCCAGCGUCUGUACUCGAACGGCUACCAGACCGUCGCGUAA